This is a messenger RNA of Sesamum indicum (sesame), 1057 nucleotides long. RefSeq lists its product as uncharacterized. Lineage: Eukaryota; Viridiplantae; Streptophyta; Magnoliopsida; Lamiales; Pedaliaceae. The record is from RefSeq and is a predicted model, not a curated record.
UAUUUCGCUUGAUCAGAACGCUGCCCGGCCUGCCCGAACCCCCUCUGGAGGGAGUACGGUCAGCUCUCCCAAGAAUCACCACAACUCUUUCAGCCUCUUCCUUGCAGUCAUAUCCACACCCUGUUGUCUCUACACCUCCCUCCGCUCGAUCAGACGGUCCAGGAUGAAAGUUGCCUCAGAUCUCCUCUCCUCCGCCUUUUAGCUCACCAGAUCCCUAGAUCUCUUCCGUCCGUCCUCAGAUCUGACGUUCCCGAUCUGACGGCCAUGGUUGUUCUGCAGUUGAAGUUCAAGUUGAAAAAUGGAGAUUAACUGCGGUUUAGUUAAGCUAACCACGCUCAAGCGAAGCCUGCUAAUGUGCGCCGUCGGCGAAGCGGCUUUAGCGGCUUCACUUCUCUUUGUUCUGGUCAAAGCUCAGCUUGUCGGCUCAAUUCUCACUCAGGAAUCCAUGAACCUACUAACAAACCUAUCUAAGUUGAGAGGAGAUGAGCAUACAUCUCACCCCGAGAAACUAGUAGACACCGAGGAAAACGACGACGAUGGUGAUCCCGACACCGAGGAGGAUGAUGUGCAAGAUGAGGAGGACAGAAACCCUACUAAUGGAAACAAAACUGGUGCAGGAAAUGGUCCGGGCAGGGUGGAAGAAAACGGCGAGGAGGAAGAUGGUGCUGAACAGGAGGUGGGAGAGGACCCUAAUGACGAUGAGGAUGAUGACGAAGAUGAUGAGGACGACGAGGAUGAGGAUGGGGAGGAAGCCGGAGAUGAGGAAGACGAGGAUGAGGAGGAAGAGGAGGAUGAGGAGGUUGAGGAGGAGGAAGCCAUACAACCUCCCAAGAAGAGGAAGAAGUGAAUCAAGACGAUAGUGUUGCUAGUUGUCUGUGUUUAUGACUUCUAGUUUGCUGAUAUGUAUAACAAACUUGUUUAGGAGCAGCAGAGGGAGGUUUGUUUAGAAGUUGUUUCUUGUAUGACUCUCUCUGUACUGUAGACUUUCUCAUUUACUGCAACGAAGGUUUUUUAGUGUACUCCAUUUCAGUUGAAAUAGUCUUUGGUUGUGAAAGAA